Striga hermonthica is the source of this 750-nucleotide messenger RNA. The record is from the annotation of a GenBank genome assembly. Lineage: Eukaryota; Viridiplantae; Streptophyta; Magnoliopsida; Lamiales; Orobanchaceae.
AUGGAGGGAACUCCUCAUCCGGUACCGAGGACUGUGGAGGAAGUCUUCAGCGAUUUCAGAGGCCGUCGAGCUGGUCUCCUCAAAGCUCUUACUGCUGAUCUGAUUAUUGUUUCUCCAUGCUGCCUUGUAGAAAAAGAGAACCUCUGUCUAUAUGGGCUUCCAAAUGAGACUUGGGAAGUAAACUUGCCUGUUGAGGAAGUGCCACCCGAACUCCCUGAGCCUGCUCUUGGGAUAAACUUUGCCCGAGAUGGGAUGCAAGAGAAGGACUGGCUAUCACUUGUUGCAGUACAUAGUGACUCGUGGCUGCUUUCUGUUGCAUUCUACUUUGGUGCACGAUUUGGAUUUGGUAAAAGUGAAAGGAAACGGCUUUUUCAGAUGAUUAAUGAUCUCCCCACCGUUUUCGAAGUUGUUACAGGGACCGUUAAGCAGCCAAAGGACCAAAAUAAUGGCAGCAGGAACAGAUCUAGUAACAAAAUGCCUUCUCGACAGCCCGAGUCCCAACCAAAAGCAAUUAAGAUGGCGGAUGAAGAAGACGAGUCGGGAGGUGAGGAAGAAGAAGAGGAGGACGAUGAACAGGGAGCCACGUGUGGAGCCUGUGGGGAUAAUUAUGCCAAUGACGAAUUCUGGAUUUGCUGUGAUAUUUGUGAGAGGUGGUUCCAUGGGAAAUGCGUGAAGAUAACGCCUGCAAAAGCCGAACAUAUCAAGCAAUACAAAUGCCCUACCUGCAGUAGCAAGAGAGCUAGGGUUUAG